Truncatella angustata is the source of this 1903-nucleotide messenger RNA. RefSeq names its product alpha-L-rhamnosidase. Bases 112 to 1800 code for a protein of 562 amino acids. The transcript is spliced from 2 exons. Gene Ontology annotation, biological process: carbohydrate metabolic process. Lineage: Eukaryota; Fungi; Ascomycota; Sordariomycetes; Amphisphaeriales; Sporocadaceae. The record is from RefSeq and is a predicted model, not a curated record.
CAUUCACGACUCACGCUCAGCAUUACAAUGUGACUUCUCAAGUCAAUUACUAUAACCUUUGCCUCAAAACUAGAGCAGUUCUCGUCGCUAAGUACCUACUGCACAUCAAAGAUGGCCGAGUACAGCAAGACCGAAGAAGGCCCACCAACUCAAUGGAACUAUGAAUUUGUGGAGAUCUCGAACAAUUUACGCCCUCAAUUACACAGAUGGCAGCGAAGGCCCCAGAGAAUCGUCGAAUUCAAGCCAGAUGAUGAUCAGUACUUUGGCCUAAAGGCAACUCCUGCUGCCCACACCAUUGACGAGCUGCCAUCGCUGUCAUGGGCCAAGGAUGAUUCUUUCAUUCUGGAUUUCGGUAUUCACAUGGUUGGGUAUGUCUCGUUUCAUUUGGACUCCCGCGGAUCGCACAUGGAUGCUCCAUGUAGGCUAAGGUUCACGUUUGGAGAGUCGCCUCUGGAUGUAACACUGGGAAUGGACAACGUCAAAACAUGGAUCAGCACGAGUUGGUUACCUGACGAGGUUCUGAAUAUCGACAUGUGCCCGGAGCAAGUAGCCCUGCCCCGACGAUAUGCUUUCCGCUAUGCGCGGGUGGACAUCGUCGACACAUCGCCCAAAUAUCAAGUUGUAUUUUCCGAUUUCACCUGUGAGAGUGUCAGCGCUGUCAGCCAAAGCUGCAAAUUGGAUAUGCCACAACUACAAGACCCUCUUUUGCAGGCUAUCGAUCAUGCCAGUAUCUCGACGCUGCGAGAUUGUAUGCAGACUGUGUUUGAGGACGGCCCGCGACGUGACCGACGAUUGUGGAUGGGUGAUCUUCGUCUUGAGGCGCUCGCGAACUACAGCACUUUUCGAGAUUUUCAACUUGUGAAGCGCAACCUCUUCCAGUUUGCGGCCGUGGCCCGAGUGGACGGUUCGCUUCCUGCCUGCAUUUUCGAGCAGCCAAGGUUGACACCAUCGACGGACUAUAUCGUUGACUAUGAUGUGCUUUUCAGCGCCACCGUUUACGAUUAUGUUGUAGCCUCCAAUGACCUUGAGACUGGCAGGGUCCUGUGGUCAACUGUCCUUGGCUGUGUGGGACGAGCACUAUCCAAUCUUAACCCUGAUACAUACAUGUACGAAAAGUCUCGCUCCAAAGACUGGAACUUUCUCGACUGGCAAGAUGGUCUUGAACAUAGUGCUGGAUUACACGGUGUGUUGUUGUUUUCUCUAAAGGCGAUUCAGUCACUGGGAGAGUUGCUGCGUCUCGAAAGUCCGUUCAGAGAAACUGAAGUUCGGAUGACCGAAGUAGUAAGGCAGUUCAUUUCCCCUGAAGGAUGCUUCAUAUCUGGAUCGGAUGCCCAAAUUAGUUAUGCUUCGGCCUCGUGGCUUGUUCUUUCCGGAGCCUUACCAAAGGAUAUGGCACGCCAAGCAUUAUUGAAGACAUUGGCCCAUCCAGAUGCGUUGAAGCCUUUGACACCUUACCUGUGGCAUCACGUUUGCGAUGCGCUCGCAUCUGUGGGUUGUUAUGAUGAGUGUACAAAAACCAUCAAGUCUUACUGGGGUGGAAUGGUGAAGGCGGGUGCAGAUACGUUUUGGGAGGCGUAUGACCCUAAGGAUAGUCAUGCUAGUCCUUACGGAGACGUCAGGAACAAUAGUUUCUGUCACGCCUGGAGCUGUACUCCGACAUACCUUCUUCGUGCCAGGCUGGGAGAUUCUUUGGCUACACGGGGGGAGCCCAGAAGCGUGACGGUGUCUGAGCUCGACGAGGCAUGGGUGAAACGACAGCUAAUGCACAGCGAAGAAGAGCGAAACGCAUAUUUAAAUUAAGGGAGGAUUCGACCGGAUACAUAGUAUUCUACAACACGUAUCACUACAAUAUUUCUAGGUGCAGGGUGAAAAAGAGCAAAACCCCAAUCGAUGUUCACAAGCC